UUUUGAAGUUUGAGUUUGAAUUUGGGUUUGAUUUGACGGUUAACCGUUAACCUAGAAAUUAUAGGAAUAAAGUUGCUGAAAAUAUAUAUUCGUAUAUGGGAAUCCCAUUUACGUAAAUAAAGAAUAUAGAAGUAUAUUUGAGCAUCCCUAUUUUAUUAUGGAAUUAAAAUCUAUUCUGAGAAAGCCUCCAUCCUACUUAGAGGCUGUACAUUAUUCAGAUAUUUGGACUGAAAAUAUUGAACUUGUUUAUGUAGAGGCAGAUAACAGUGAUAUUAUUUCUCCAAAACGAGAAAGCCUUCUGCCAAAUCAAAGUAACGGCAGCAUUCUUGAGAUAACUGGGAGUCCACUUGAAGUUGAUCUUCAAGGCGAUGAAAGUCUUAUAAAAUUGAAUAAGGCAGUUGUGAACCACUGGUCUGAAGAAGAAUCUAAGCAUUAUCCGAUUGAUAUCAAGACGGCCAGGUCCUAUAUCAAUCAGCAAAUGAAAUUGAAAAUAAGAAAUCACGAACCUCUCUUUGUCAUUUGCAAUGGAGAAAACCCUCAGCGAACAGUAUUAAUAGGAGCUCAUAGAACAAACAAAUUCAUAUCGACAUGUUUACUCCAUGUUGUGGGUUGUUUACCAAAGGAUAAUGAACAACUAUCAUUAAAUGAAAUGGAAAACAGUCAUCGGAUUUUAGUGAGACGUGGAGAUUAUAAGAUCAAUUACUUAGUCCGAUUUAAGUACUAUGUAUUUGGUCAUUUUCUUCAGAAUGUGAAAGAUAUUUAUGCAAUGGAAAAUUCUGGAAGUGUCAGUAUCGAAAUUAUUUAUAAUAAAAAAUAUCAUUUGGAUCUACCCCAAGACUCGCCGAAUGUAAAGAAAAUGGUUUUACAAAUUAUAGCCGGUCACAAGACGUCGCCCGUUCAUUUUCUUUGGGAAGAUCUUUGUUUGUUACAAAACUAUCUGGAUAUUUUGUUGAGCAAUAAUAAUGACAGGCUGUUGUCAUUAGAAUCUUUGUCUAGCUUUGACAUUUUUCAGAGCAUUAAAAACAUUGUCGGCACGAAUUUUUGGAAAAGAGAAACAAAAAUUGAAUUCAGCCUUGAAAAUAUUCGACAUAAGAAUAUUUUGGAUAAACUCUGGAACAUUUUGAAAUUUUCUGAGGAUUUGCCUACCUUGAGGGAUGCCUUUCACUGCUUAUUUGAAGAAUUAGCACAUACUGAUUCCAAGUUCCAAGUUCCCGAGGGCCAGACAUCCAAUAUUGGUAUCAUUAUAAAUGGAAUUCUGGAUGGGAAAUUUGCUGUUCCAACUUUAACCUAUCAACAGGCUUUAGAAUUUUUAUUUGAAAUCGGGGCAGAGAAAUUGAAAAAUGACUAUCAGAGUAUCAUAAAAAAUUUCUAUUCGACAUCUGGUACCACAAUUUCUGCCAAGUGGAGCAAUCUCCAGAAAAAAAUGUUUUCGGAAGACUCCAACAGAAAAACCAGAAUAACAGUGAACCUGAAAAGUGCCAAAGUAGAUGUUAUGAAUGCUGUUUCGAAAUUAGCUUACUUAGGCAAACUCCAUGUGGCGACAGAGAUGAUAUAUUUGGUGAAAACUCACAUUCACUUACCGGAAGAUGCAUUCCACUACUUCUCCGAGAAAAUUUAUAAGAGCUACGUAGAUAAAAACGCUCCUUCUGAUUACUUCUUGGAGUUGCAGGACAAUCCUCUUUGUGAAUUUGAGACGGCGAUUGAUACUCCGAAUGAAACUAUUAUUAAAACAGAAUUGCCUGUAUCGUGGUCAUUGCAGAUGACUUCUUCAGCUGAUAAUUUGGAGGCGACAACGGUUUAUCACUUGUCAAGAACUCCUAUAGUUCCGACAACAAUUUUCAAUAAUUACGAUAUCUCUAAAAUUACUGAGGAAGAUGCGAUGGCCUAUUACGUAUGCAAAUUCGAGAGCCACAAGGAUUUUAUAUAGUGAAAUAUUUUAUGUUAGUUGAAUGAUAUAUUUAUGUUUUUUAUUUUGAAUAUAAAAUGUAAAAUA
This is a messenger RNA of Leptinotarsa decemlineata (Colorado potato beetle), 1993 nucleotides long. It is a transcript of the gene Zwilch, whose product is annotated as zwilch kinetochore protein. The record is from RefSeq and is a predicted model, not a curated record. Gene Ontology annotation, biological process: protein localization to kinetochore; mitotic spindle assembly checkpoint signaling. Gene Ontology annotation, cellular component: RZZ complex. NCBI's taxonomy places the organism in Eukaryota, Metazoa, Arthropoda, Insecta, Coleoptera, Chrysomelidae.